This is a messenger RNA of Brettanomyces bruxellensis, 4824 nucleotides long. RefSeq lists its product as uncharacterized. Gene Ontology annotation, molecular function: ABC-type transporter activity; ATP binding; ATP hydrolysis activity. Gene Ontology annotation, biological process: transmembrane transport. The coding region runs from base 1 to 4824 and encodes 1607 amino acids. The transcript has a single exon. NCBI's taxonomy places the organism in Eukaryota, Fungi, Ascomycota, Pichiomycetes, Pichiales, Pichiaceae. The record is from RefSeq and is a predicted model, not a curated record. Gene Ontology annotation, cellular component: membrane.
AUGAGUAUCAGAGUGGAACCCGAUGAGGACAAGUAUGAGGGAAUCGAUGAGCAGCAGAUCCAGAAUCUCGCAAGAAAGAUCACGGAGACGUCAUCGGUGCACAGCGAGCAGCAGGCGGCACCAGAGCAGUAUGAGGCAGAGCAGAGAGCAGAGAACGAAGGCGGGGUGGCAGCAAAGCUGAUGCGGACGCUCUCGCGUCAAUCGACGCGUCUAUCGCAGAUCCAGGUGGACGGAGUGUCGCCAUUUGGCGGGGACAACCCCAGGCUGGACCCGGAUUCGCCGCAGUUCAGUGCAAAGAUGUGGAUUAAGAACAUGCGGGCACUCCAGGACAAAGACGUGGACUACUACAAGCCGUAUUCGAUGGGGGUGCUCUACAAGGACUUGCGGUGUUACGGCGGUGCUACGGAUGCAGACUACAAGGCAGACGUGUUGAACUGGGUGGAAAAGAGCUUCAAGCUCUUGAAGGACUGGGUGCACCCGGACAAGUCGAACGUGUUUGACAUCCUAAAGCCCAUGGACGGGUUGAUUCGGCCAGGAUCACUUGUCGUGGUCUUGGGAAGACCGGGGGCAGGCUGUUCGACGUUGCUCAAGACGUUGGCCUCGCAGACUUACGGCUACCACGUGGAUGCCGGGGCAACGGUGACAUACGAGGGGCUGACCCCGCGGGAAAUCGCCCGGCACUACCGCGGGGAGGUGAUCUACAACGCGGAGACCGAGACACACUUCCCACAUCUCACGGUUGGCCAGACGUUGAAGUUCGCCUCGCUCAUGAAGGUGCCGGAGAACCGGCCCGAGGGCGUGUCACGUGACGAGUACGCAGAGCACAUGACGCGUGUUUACAUGGCCAUGUACGGACUAUCGCACACGUACAACACGAAGGUGGGCAACGACUACGUGCGGGGGGUCUCUGGAGGAGAGAGGAAGCGAGUUUCGAUCGCAGAGGUGUCGCUUUGCGGUGCACGGUUGCAGUGCUGGGACAACUCGACGCGGGGCUUGGAUUCGGCGUCCGCAGAGAACUUCGUGCGGUGUUUGAAGCUGUCGUCGCAGGUGCUCGACACCACGUCGAUCGUCUCGAUCUACCAGUGCUCGCAGAGGGCCUACGAUUUGUUCGACACGGUGAUUUUGAUGUACGAGGGCCGGCAGAUCUUUUUUGGCGACACGCAGGCGGCCAAGGGCUUUUUUGAGCGGCAGGGAUGGCAGUGUCCUGCCCGGCAGACCGCCGCAGACUUCCUCACGUCGCUCACGUCGCCAUCGGAGCGGACUCCACGGCGUGGAUGGGAGUCCCGGGUGCCCCGGACCGCGGAGGAGUUCGAGGCCCGGUGGAAGGCCUCGCCCGAGUACGCGGAGCUCAGGGAGAGCAUCGAGAGCUACUUGGGGCAGCUGGGCAGCGAUGGCGGCGAUGGCAGCGGUGCCUCGUUCAAAAGCAGGGCAUACGCAUCGAAAAAAGCCCGGCAGGCCAAGCAUCUAAGCGGAUCCGAGCCGUUUACCGUGUCGUAUAACAUGCAGGUGCGGUACUUGACCCGUCGGGCGUUCCAGCGGGUCCGCAACGACCUCACGUUGCCUGCAUUUACCGUGUUUGUCAACUUGGUCAUGUCACUUCUCAACGGCUCUGUUUUCUACAACUUGCAGAACGUAACCGGUGACGUGUACAACAGGGGGGCCUGCCUUUUCUUCGCCUGCCUCUUCAACUCGCUCAUGUCCGUCUUGGAGGUGUUCGCGCUAUACGAGGCCCGGCCAAUCGUCGAGAAGCACAAGGAGUACGGCCUCUACCACCCUUCGGCCGAGGCCUUUGCCUCCAUCAUCUCUGAGAUCCCGACGAAGGCCCUGACGUCCAUCGCGUUCAACAUCCCGCUUUAUUUCAUGGUGAACUUGAAGCGUGAUGCCGGUGCCUUCUUCUUCUACUUCUUCAUUGCCACAAUAUCUACCUUCUUGAUGUCUCACCUCUUCCGGUCCAUCGGAUCCUUCACCAAGUCGCUUUCCCAGGCCAUGACCCCAGCUGCAGUUGUCGUCUUGGCCAUGGCCAUCUAUGCCGGAUUCGUCGUCCCUACAAACUUCAUGCUAGGCUGGUCCAGGUGGAUCAACUACAUCAACCCGAUCGCCUACGUGUUCGAGUCCAUGAUGAUCAACGAAUUCCACCUCCGCCAGAUCAGGUGCACCACCAUGGUGCCCCAGGGUGGAGAUUACGACAAGCUUCCUCUUGCAUUCAAGAUCUGCGACUGUGUCGGUGCACAGCCCGCCCAGUCAACCGUUAACGGCGACCGGUACAUUCGCAUUGCCUUCGACUACGUGCACGCACACAAGUGGCGGAAUGUCGGCAUCUGCAUCGGGUUCAUGGUGUUCUUCUUGGGCACCUACUUGCUGGGUGUCGAGUUCAACAUGAGUGCACGGGCAGGCGGCGAGAAGACUGUUUUCCUCCGUUCUUCUCUGCGUAAGCUUCAACGUGAGGGUAAGCUAGGGCCUCGGGCGCAUCCAGACGACCCGGAGAUGGCUGUGAAGUCCCGGCAGGCUGCCUCUUCGUUGUUGGACGAGAAGGAGAACUCCAACUCUAACUCCAACUCGAGUGGCUCAUCAACUCCAGCAUCACAGCCCCAGCAGUUCGAGCAUGAUGAUAGCUCUCCAGAUACUGCUCAGGACAAUCCGCAAUCCACGAAUCCUCUGGAUUCCGACACUGCAGACUCAGCAGCCCUCUCUAGAGUUACCACCGAGAUCCAAUUGGAGUCCGGCUCCGACAUCUUCCACUGGCGAGACGUCUGCUACGAUAUCCCGUACCAGGGACACACGAGGCGGCUUCUUGACCACGUGGACGGAUGGGUGAAGCCUGGCACGCUAACUGCUCUCAUGGGGGCCUCGGGUGCGGGAAAAACAACCUUGUUGGACGUUUUGGCCGACCGGGUGACCUUUGGAGUUGUCACGGGAGACAUGCUUGUGAACUCGCAGCCCAGGGGACUGUCGUUCCAGCGGUCCACCGGGUAUGUGCAGCAGCAAGACUUGCACUUGCAGACCUCGACUGUUCGCGAGGCUCUUCGCUUCUCCGCCUACUUGAGGCAGCCCCAGAGUGUGUCGAAGAAGGAGAAAGAUGCGUACGUGGAGAAUAUCAUCCACGUGUUGGAGAUGGACAACUACGCAGAUGCAGUGGUCGGGGUGCCCGGCGAGGGAUUGAACGUGGAGCAGAGAAAGAGGUUGACCAUCGGAGUGGAGUUGGUGGCCAAGCCUAAGCUUUUGCUUUUCCUCGAUGAGCCAACCUCAGGCUUGGACUCGCAGACUGCCUGGUCGAUCCUCUGCUUGAUCCGCAAGCUCUCGAACUCCGGACAGGCCAUCAUGUGUACGAUCCACCAGCCUUCCGCCAUGCUUUUCUCGCAGUUCGACAACCUUCUUUUGCUCAAAUCCGGCGGCCAGACCGUGUAUUUCGGUGAUGUUGGCCCUGAUGCUCAGACUCUCAUCCAGUAUUUCGAGUCUAACGGGUCCAUCCCAUGCCCUCCCGACGCAAACCCAGCCGAAUGGAUGCUUGAGGCCAUCGGUGCUGCUCCUGGUGCCCACCCAGACAGAGAUUGGCACCAAGUCUGGCUCCAAAGCUCCCAGUACCAGGGUGUAGCCGCAGAACUCGACCGUCUCCAGGCUGUCAACGAGAAAAACCCAGCCCGCAGCUCCCGCGAGUCCGAUACUGACACCUCGUUGUCCAGAAUCAGAACUGGUCUCCAGAGCAUUUACUCUGCUAAGGCCAGAAAAGCUUCUUUUUUGAAACGGAUCGAGAACUCGUCUUACGCGUCUUCGGUGGUCGUCCAGUACUACUACGUGACGAAAAGAGUGUUCCAGCAGUACUGGAGAUCUCCAUCCUACAUCUACUCGAAAUUCCUAUUGAUUGUGUUCACGUCCCUCCUUAACGGAUUCACCUUCUUCAAAGCCACGAACUCCAUACAGGGCUUGCAGAACCAGAUGUUCUCCGUGUUCAUGUUCACCGCUUUGUUCUGUAUCUUGGUCGAGCAGAUGCUCCCACAUUACAUCGCACAAAGAGACUUGUACGAAGCCAGAGAGAGACCUUCGCGUACUUUCUCCUGGUUGGCCUUCAUCACCGCCCAGAUAACCGUCGAAAUUCCUUGGAUGGUCUUGGGAGGCACGAUUGCCUUCUUGUGCUUCUACUUCCCCGUUGAUUUCGCCCAUAACGGCACUGCCACGGACGACGUUCACUCCAGAGGUAUCGUCUUGUGGAUGUUCGUCAUCCAGUUCUACAUCUGGACCUCCACUUUGGGCCAGGCAUGUAUUGCUGGUAUUGAGAUCGACCAGAACGGUGCCAACUUGGCCACUUUGCUUUUCUCGCUCGCAAUGCUUUUCUGCGGUGUUUUGGUCUCCAAGGACAAGCUUCCUGGAUUCUGGAUCUUCAUGUACCGUGUCUCGCCUUUCACAUACUGGAUUGCCGGCUUCUUGCGGGCUGCCGUCGGAAAUGCUGCCGUUACAUGUGCCCAGGAUGAACUUCUUGGUUUCGAGCCUUACGUUCUCCAAACCUGCGAGAGUUACAUGGCCCCUUACAUGAAGGUCGCCGGUGGCUACUUGAUCGAUCCCAAUGCAACCUCAUCUUGCUACUACUGCAAGAUGUCCAACACCGAUGCUUAUCUUUCCACCAUCAACGCACUUCAGUUUACCAGCUGGGAGGAUUCUGCCAUCUUCUGGGCCUACAUCGUCUUCAACAUCGCUGCCACCAUCUUUUUGUACUGGUUUGUCAGAGUUCCUAAGAAGCAUGACUUUAUCAAGUGGAUUCAGCGUAAGAAUGCACUCAUGGUGAAGAGAUACCGUGAGAAGCAUCCUGCCAAGGAGAAGGCCGAGGCCUGA